AUUUGGUAAUCAUAAAUAAAUUACCAAAACAAAACACCAAUUUGCCCAACAUUUAACCUCUUCUAUUGUUUGCUAACCUCCCAAUUUAGUUCACUAUCGAUUUUUUUCCAUAUAAAAAUGCCCGAAUUUUUUCACUCGUCAGUCGAAAAAAAUGUCACCGAAACGCGAAAUCGCAUGGAAAAAAGUGUCCUUUUUUGUAUAUUUACAUGUGGGGGCUUUGUACGGGUUGUACCUCAUCCUCACUGAAGCCGCUUGGGCGACCUGUCUUUGGUUCUAUUUUCUGGUACUGAUCUCGACGCAAGGUACCGGUGCUGGGGUCCACCGCCUAUGGGCCCAUCGAGCCUACAAGGCGAAAGUACCACUCCGACUUUUAUUAACGUUUUACCAGACUUUGACAUUUCAAAAAGACAUUUAUGAUUGGGUGCGCGACCAUAGAGUCCAUCACAAGUACUCUGACACGGAACCCGACCCACAUAACGCCUCCAAGGGCUUCUUUUACAGUCACAUGGGCUGGUUGAUGUUGAAAAAGACUCAAAGUACCAUCGAUAAGGGCAAAAAAUUGGAUUUGAGUGACUUGGAAGCCGACCCAAUUGUCAUGUUUCAGAGAAAGUACUACUGGUAUUUAGCACCAAUCGUAGCCUUCGGUAUGCCAGCAUUUGUGCCGUGGUACUUCUGGGGCGAAAAAUUCGUAGUUUCAUGGUACGUCUGUAACAUGUUUAGGUACUGUCUAACCCUUCAUGGUACCUGUCUGGUAAACAGCGCCGCUCACAUUUAUGGAAACCGACCAUAUGACAAGGAUAUUUUACCAACACAAAAUUUGCUGGUUUCGUACAUUACCAACGGGGAAGGGUUCCAUAAUUACCAUCAUGCCUUCCCAUGGGACUACAAAGCAGCCGAAUUAGGGUCAUAUUAUGGCAAUUGGAGUACUGCUUUUAUCGAUUUUAUGGCCAGAAUUGGGUGGGCUUAUGACCUUAAAAGUGUCCCAUUAAAUAUGGUCGAAAAACGUGUUAAAAGGACCGGCGAUGGUACCCACAAUGUCUGGGGAUGGGGUGACAAGGAUUUGGACCCAGAUGACGUCAAAAUGGCCGAAAUUACGCACUCGCGAAGCUCGGGAUAAUUUUUUAUUGUAAUUUAUUUAUUUUUCUCAUACUCAGAAUAAAAAAUAGUUAGAUUA
This is a messenger RNA of Tribolium madens (black flour beetle), 1174 nucleotides long. Its product is annotated as acyl-CoA Delta-9 desaturase-like. Gene Ontology annotation, cellular component: endoplasmic reticulum membrane. The record is from RefSeq and is a predicted model, not a curated record. Gene Ontology annotation, biological process: unsaturated fatty acid biosynthetic process. Gene Ontology annotation, molecular function: stearoyl-CoA 9-desaturase activity; iron ion binding. The transcript has 4 exons. The coding region runs from base 152 to 1117 and encodes 321 amino acids. NCBI's taxonomy places the organism in Eukaryota, Metazoa, Arthropoda, Insecta, Coleoptera, Tenebrionidae.